Molecule: messenger RNA, 1071 nt
Organism: Fusarium coffeatum
Lineage: Eukaryota; Fungi; Ascomycota; Sordariomycetes; Hypocreales; Nectriaceae
Exons: 2
Coding region: 1-1071 (356 amino acids)
Biological process (GO): cytoplasmic translation
Cellular component (GO): cytosol
Molecular function (GO): mRNA binding; metal ion binding
Source: RefSeq, a predicted model, not a curated record
AUGCCUCCCAAGAAGGGCAAGGAGCCUCAGCCUAAAAAGGCGACCAAGACGGUCGAGGAUCGAACUUUUGGUAUGAAGAAUAAAAAGGGUGGUGCUGCUCAGAGAGAAAUUGGACGUAUGCAGGCAAACCUCAAGAAUGCUGGCACGAUCGAGGAGAAGAAGAAGCAGGCCGAGAAGGCGGCUCGUGAGCGUGAGAAGAAGGCGGCCGAGGACGCCAAGAGAGAUAUGGAGGCAAUGAUGAAUAGACCGGCCCAGAUCCAGAAAGUGCCUUUUGGAGUCGACCCCAAGACGGUUGUGUGUAUUUUCUACAAGAAAGGCAAUUGUGAGAAGGGCAAGAAGUGCAAGUUCUCGCACGAUCUUUCUGUCGAGCGCAAGACAGAGAAGAAGAACCUGUACACCGAUGGACGAGCAGAAGAAGAAGAGAAGAAGAAGGUCGAGACAUCAGCAGACUGGGACGAAGACAAGCUCCGAAGUGUCGUCUUAUCAAAGAAGGGCAACCAGCAAACCACUACCGACAAAGUAUGCAAAUACUUUAUCGAGGCCAUUGAGGAUGGCAAGUAUGGUUGGUUCUGGAUUUGCCCCAAUGGAGGAGACAAGUGCAAGUACAAGCACGCUCUUCCACCUGGAUUUGUUCUCAAGACCAAGGAACAGAGAGCAGCAGAGAAGGCACUUAUGGACAAGUCACCGCUUAAGACUCUGACGCUUGAGGACUUCCUGGAGUCAGAACGACACAAAUUGACAGGAACUCUCACACCUGUGACGCCAGAGUCUUUCGCUAAAUGGAAGAAGGAUCGCAUGGACAAGAAGGCCGCCGAGGAGCAAGCCCGAAAGGCCAAGGAGAACACCGGCCGUGCUUUGUUCGAGAGCGGAAAAUGGGGUGAUGACGAGUCCGAAGACGAAGAUGAUGAUGAUGUCUGGAACUUGCAGAAGCUUCGUGAGGAGACAGAGGGUAUCCGUUCAAAGAAGGAGGAGGAACGCCUGGCAGCAAGCCACGAUACUCCUGACAACGGUACCACGGGCGAAGCGACACCGGCAGAAAAUACCCCAGCCGAGGCGGCUUCCGGCUCUUGA